Messenger RNA from Aspergillus luchuensis, 1038 nucleotides. Its product is annotated as N-acetylglucosaminyltransferase. The record is from RefSeq and is a predicted model, not a curated record. The transcript is spliced from 5 exons. The coding region runs from base 1 to 1038 and encodes 345 amino acids. Gene Ontology annotation, molecular function: glycosyltransferase activity. NCBI's taxonomy places the organism in Eukaryota, Fungi, Ascomycota, Eurotiomycetes, Eurotiales, Aspergillaceae.
AUGUUCACCAGAACUCCGAAAGUCUUCCGCGCCUUUUUCUUAGUUGUGUCCACUCUUUUGGGAUUUGUGACAUUGUUACGACUUCCUAAACAUCCAGACGCUACACGAAAUUCCGAGUCUUAUCACACUGGACUGUCUAGGGAGCGCAUUGACUGGUCCCGUUUUGCAUACACUCAAUAUGCCACAGACAGGUCUUAUCUCUGCAAUUCAGUCAUGAUCUUCGAGGCCCUUCACCGUCUCGGUACAAAAGCCGAUCUUGUGCUGAUGUAUCCAGCCAAGUUUUUCGUGUCUGAGAACGAUAGUUCAAUUGAAGCACGUCUACUUCGUUUUGCAAGAGAUAAUUAUAACGUGAAGCUUCGGCCAAUCGAGGUAAUCAUGAAGGGAGGAGGAGGAGCACCAUGGUCAACGAGCUACACGAAGCUCCUCGCUUUUAAUCAAACAGAUUAUGACAGAGUUCUCAACUUAGACUCUGACGCCACCCUGCUGCAGACGAUGGACGAGCUGUUCCUACUCCCACCAGCUCCGGUCGCCAUGCCACUGGCCUACUGGUUUUAUCCGGAAGAACGAGUAUUCACAUCCGGGCUUAUGCUCAUUCAACCAUCCACGGAUGAAUUCAAUCGGGUGUUGGAAGAGAUAUGGGACAAUCCUUCUGAAGAAUACGACAUGGAGAUUAUGAACAAGUUAUACGAAGAUAAUACUCUCGUUAUACCGCACCGCCCUUACAUGCUUUUGACGGGAGAAUUCCGCGCCAAGAACCAUGAGGCCUAUCUGGGAAAUACAUAUGAACCGUGGGAUGCGGACGAAGUUCUAAGAACAGCUAAAUACCUCCAUUUCUCUGACUGGCCAGUUCCCAAGCCAUGGGUUGCCGCUACUCAACAUGUGAUCGAGCAGACCCAGCCUCCUUGCGAGGUCAACCCUGCUACUAGUCAGCGAGAUGACUGCCAUCUCCGAGAGAUCUGGCUAGGGAUGUACAAGGAAUUUAUGACUAGACGACAGAGCGUAUGUGGCGUUGCUAUACAAGACCAGGAUGCUCAAUAA